AUGGUUGAAGAAGGAAUUGAAGAGAAAAGACUGAAAAUGGAUGAGGCUGAAUUGAUCGAAGUUACAGGAUAUAUUCAUAAUGUGUCGCCUGUUAAAAUAAGUCAAAAGAAUAACACAUAUUUUAGUUGUUUGGUGCAAACAGAGAGAGAAGUUGUGGAUAUGGUUUGUUUAAAUGCGGAUAAAUUCCGAUUUUUUAAAAAGGCAGAACGAGAAGAUACUUGUGUUGUUGUAAAAAAUGUGAGAUGUCAGGUUGAAAAUAGAAAAAAGAAAUUAUUUAUGAAUUUUAUGGGAUCAGUAACUAAUUGUGUUGAAAGAGCCUGUUUUGAGAAAAGAGAGCAGUUGAAAGAAGAUGAGGAAGUGAUAGAUAUAAGUGUAGAAGAUUUGUCGACAAAACCAGUAGAUGUUUGUGCUUAUUAUUCGAUUUCAGGAAAAAUAAUAAAUGUGGGGAAGACAAUGGAAGUUAUGCUUUACGGAUGUAAGAAGAACUGUCAAAAUGUUGUUUUGAGUGAUGGAAGAUACAAAGUUAAUGUUUCCGUUUAUGGAGAUUUGAUAGAUCAAAUGGAAAUAGGUAAAAAUUACAGGUUAAAGAAUGUUGCGUUAAGGAACGUAAACAAUGUUAAAAAAAUAACUGUUAGAAAGCAAACUUGCAUAGAGGAGAUAGAAUAUGAUUUAGUUGGCAAUUUGUAUGAUGUGGGGAAAAAUGAUAAUGAUGAAACAUUGAUGCAUAUGGAUAUAAUUGGUGUAAAAUGUGAUUUAAAAAUUAAGUGUCCUAUAUGCGCAAACAGUUAUGAGCAUGGAAUGAUUAAACAUGCAGUGACAGUGCGAUGUGUAAAAUGUGACAUGCUGACAAAAACAGUCAAACUAAACACGGCAAUGACAACCAGAGUUGAUGGGACUGAUGAAAAUGGCAAAAAUCAUAAAUUAACAAUUUAUGAUUUUGUUAUGAAUGAAAUGAUGAAAAAAAUGAAAAAAGAGCAAUUCAUGAAGGAUUGUAAAGGAUUGGAAGAAUUCCUUAUUCAACAAAGUGGGAAAAUGAACAUAGUUAUGGAUGGUUCCAAUGUUGUGAUACCAGUUGCUACAGUUAGAUUAAGAUACUUGGUUUGGUUUAUUGGAAAUACAGAAGAUCUUAGAGCGGUGAAAGUGUGGCGAACUUUUACUUUAACAGAGCCAAAAUAUUCAAAACUAAGCGGUGAAAGUGUGGCGAACUUUUACUUUAACAGAGCCAAAAUACUCUAA
Messenger RNA from Lottia gigantea (owl limpet), 1236 nucleotides. RefSeq lists its product as hypothetical. The coding region runs from base 1 to 1236 and encodes 411 amino acids. The transcript is spliced from 6 exons. Lineage: Eukaryota; Metazoa; Mollusca; Gastropoda; Lottiidae. The record is from RefSeq and is a predicted model, not a curated record.